AUGACGUUUGUGAUCGUGCUGGCGUUUAUUUGCUGUUGGACACCGUAUGCGAUCAUGAUGUUCCUGCAUUUUCUCACGAAAACUGACUGGAUCCCAAAAGAUGUUCGGAAGUUCAUUUAUGCGUUCGCCGUGUUCAACUCAGCCAUCUCGCCGUACCUCUACGGAUAUUUUUCAUUUGAUCUGAAAAAAGAAUUGAAACUGCUAGUCACUUGCUCACGAAAUUCAGCGACUGAUAGGAAUCUUUCGUGUUCAGCGAAUACUACACGGAGAAGCACCAAAAAACGAUUACGGAAACGUAGCGCUAGCGCUACACACCUUGACGUGGUCACGCCAAAGGAACUCACCCACUCACCUGUAAGUAUUCGAGCUCAAUCUCUUCGUACCAACAAGAAGCAGUCUCCGUCACCUAACACUCUUUCACCUGAACUGGCCAUGCUGAUAUGA
Molecule: messenger RNA, 444 nt
Organism: Cooperia oncophora
Lineage: Eukaryota; Metazoa; Nematoda; Chromadorea; Rhabditida; Trichostrongylidae
Source: the annotation of a GenBank genome assembly